Molecule: messenger RNA, 2980 nt
Organism: Cyprinodon variegatus (sheepshead minnow)
Lineage: Eukaryota; Metazoa; Chordata; Actinopteri; Cyprinodontiformes; Cyprinodontidae
Gene: slc26a5
Product: solute carrier family 26 (anion exchanger), member 5
Exons: 19
Coding region: 283-2505 (740 amino acids)
Biological process (GO): transmembrane transport
Cellular component (GO): membrane
Molecular function (GO): oxalate transmembrane transporter activity; bicarbonate transmembrane transporter activity; secondary active sulfate transmembrane transporter activity
Source: RefSeq, a predicted model, not a curated record
AAAAACAAAGAAACAUGUCAGUAGCAGCAGUUGUUUGCUGCCGCUCCAGGGAGCGUCCCUCUGGUUAACGAGUAACGACAGAGGUCACUUCAUAAACUCUUCUCCUUCAGUCGGCAGCAUCCCGACAGGAGGAAGCAGGAGAAAAUAUCUGCAUUGUUUCCAUACAGAGGAAUGAAGAUAUUCGAGUUUCGGUGAUGACAGAGGAGACAACAGUGGGAUAGUAUAUAAGCCAGGAGACACAGCAGUGACUUCCUCUCUACUGUGAGCCAUUUCUCCCUCUCUAUGGAGCCCCAGGAUGUGUCUGUUCAGGAGGAUGCGGUGGAUCCAGGCUCCCAGCUGAUGCUCAGGGUGGAUCGUCCGGUCUAUGAUGAGGCUUUCCUCAGGACUCAGCUCCUCCAUCGCAAAGAGGAAUCCAGCACAUGCUGUCAGAAGCUCAAAGACAAGUUCAGGUGUUCGUCUGCCAGGGCCAAAGCGGUAGCUUUGAGUUUCCUUCCCAUUCUAACAUGGCUGCCAUCCUAUCCUGUGAAGCAGUACCUUUUUUCAGAUGUGAUCUCAGGUCUCAGUACAGGAGUCGUGCAGCUCCCACAAGGUCUGGCCUAUGCCCUUCUUGCUGCAGUGCCUCCAGUUUAUGGUCUAUACUCCUCGUUCUACCCCGUUCUUCUCUACACUUUCUUUGGCACGUCCAGACAUAUUUCUAUGGGCACCUUUGCUGUGGUGAGUCUGAUGAUCGGGGGCGUUGCUGUGAGGGAAGCCCCAGAGAAUUUGUUUCUUCUCCCCCACAUCAAUGGCUCCAACUCGUCUGUGGUCUAUGAUGAGGAGGCUCUCCAAGCUAGGAGAGUCCAGGUGGCCGUGGUGCUCACCACCAUGGUGGGAAUCAUCCAGUUUGUAUUCGGUCUUCUCAGGUUUGGCUUUGUGGCGAUCUACCUCACAGAGCCUCUGGUGCGAGGCUUUACCACAGCAGCUGCCGUGCACGUCGUCAUCUCCCAGCUGAAAUACCUGCUGGGAGUGAAAACCAAGCGUUUUUCUGGGCCCCUCUCUGCUUUAUAUAGCGUUACCGCAGUCUUCAGUGAAAUCGCCAACACGAAUGUCCCCACGGUUCUCCUGGGCCUCGCUUGCAUGGUGUUUCUGUACGGGAUCAAAGUCCUCAAUGAGCGCUUCAAGAAGAAGCUGCCUGUUCCAAUCCCUGGAGAGAUUAUGGUGGUUAUUGUGUCAACCGGGGUCUCUUAUGGUUUAUCCCUCGCACAAAAACACGGCGUGGGGAUCGUUGGGGAGAUACCGUCAGGGCUCCACGCUCCUGCCGUCCCGGAUUUCUCUCUGCUUCCAAACUUGAUCCCAGAUGCGUUCGCUGUAGCCAUCGUCGGCUUCUCAAUGGGCAUCUCACUAGCAAAGACCUUUGCCUUAAAGCAUGGCUAUAGUGUGGACGGCAACCAGGAGCUGAUCGCCCUCGGCGUCUGCAACUUCACAGGCUCCUUCUUCCACACCUUUGCCAUCACCUGUUCCAUGUCGAGGAGUUUAGUGCAGGAAAGCACAGGAGGAAAGACACAGAUCGCAGGCUUGCUGUCGUCUCUCGUAGUGCUGCUGGUUGUGUUGGCCGUUGGUUUUGUCUUCCAGCCGCUCCCUCAAACGGCACUUGCAGCUAUUAUCAUAGUCAACUUGAUUGGGAUGUUCAAACAGUUCCGAGAUAUUCCCUCUUUGUGGAGGACCAGCAAGAUCGAACUGGCCAUUUGGCUAGUGUCCUUCAUUGCAUCUGUGCUGUUGGGUCUGGAUUACGGCCUCCUGGCAGCCAUCGCCUUCGCCAUAAUAACUGUCAUCUACAGGACCCAGAGCCCCAAAACAUCCAUCCUGGGUCACGUCACAAACACAGGACUGUAUUACGAUGUGGACGACUACGAAGAGGCAUCUGAAUACGAGGGGAUUAAGAUUUUCCACUCCAACUCCCCCAUCUACUUUGCUAACAGCGACCUUUAUGUGAAUAAAGUAAAAGAAAAGACGGGAGUGAACCCAGAGGGGCUGCAGGCUGCACGGAAAGCUAGAAGAAAACAGAAGGAGAAGGAAAACAAGGAGCAAAACUCCCCUCUGAAGAUUUGUGCAAAGUACAAGGAUCAGACGGAGAAUGUGACACAUGAGGUCUCGCCUCAGAGCAACGAGGUGCAGGGAGUGAGAAACGGCGAGCUGGAGGACAAACAUGGCGAAUCGACUUCUGAGGAGACAGUCUUCCUCGAGCUUCUCAGCUCCGUCCAUUCCAUCAUCCUGGACUGGACCAGUGCCAGCUUUAUUGAUUCUGUAGGAGCCAAAGCCAUCAAACAGGUCAUUAGGGAAUAUGCAGCAGUGGAUGUUAGGGUGGUCAUCGCUGGCUGCAACAGAAGCGUACUGGAAGAGCUGGACGCGCUCCAGUUUUUCACAGGGGACUUUUCCACAGACAUGGUGUUCCCCACUGUCCACGAUGCAGUCCUGCACUGUCAGAACACUAGAUCCAGAGCACACGCUGCUUCGACCGAAGCCUGAACCUGGAAGAGUCCAACAGGCUGUGAACUCAUCAGUAAACAGUGGUUCAUAUUGAACGUUUAGUUUUUUUUAUAGCACAGGUAGAUGCUUUUUGUAUUCUCUAUAGCUUUGACCAUCUCAGAUCUGUGUAGUUCACUAAGCGUUAUCCCUCUGUAUCAUCUUAGUGAUCCACAGAAAAGGAGUACAAAAAGUUGCACUUUUAUCAACUUUUGUAGUUCAGGGUUACUUCAGACUUGCUGCUGUGUUUUUCCAAAGAACCAAAAAAGACGUCUGAUGGGGUUUGUCAAAGUGAGCAUCUCAUCGUCAUGCUGAUAUAUAUCAUCCAAGGUUACUGACUGCCAUUGUAUCGUUAUUACCAGGUUUAAUGUGUAUUUAAGGUGGAGAUGAUCAAAACUGAUCCCUUGUGUUUGUCUGUUACUGCAUUUCAACAUUUGUGGGAAUAUUUUAUUGUAAUGACUGUAAAAGAAAUGAGACU